AUGUUCGAACACCCACGCGUCCCUGUCCAGCCCGCACACAUCCCCCAGCGUCCCCUGCGUGCCCGCGCUCCGGGCGACGCCACCAAAGUGCGGACGCUGCUGUGCGCCAAUCUCGUCGCUGCGCGCGUCGACUUGCUCCGCCGCGCAAGUGGUCCUAUUGUCGUGCCGGAUUGCGCGCGUUCGACGGAGGUUAAUAUGUGGUGGAUAGCGGGAGGGGGUGAACUUGGGACGGGGAGCGAGGUAGGUAUGUACGCGCUUCGUAUACCCCGCGCGCGUGCCGUCAUGGCAUCUUCUUCUCGUUGGGCGGAGCUUCAUUAA
This is a messenger RNA of Sparassis crispa, 318 nucleotides long. RefSeq lists its product as hypothetical. The transcript has a single exon. The record is from RefSeq and is a predicted model, not a curated record. The coding region runs from base 1 to 318 and encodes 105 amino acids. Lineage: Eukaryota; Fungi; Basidiomycota; Agaricomycetes; Polyporales; Sparassidaceae.